AUGCAUCGCCCCGCGGAGGACCUCAGCGAUCCCGACCGCAACCUGGCCGAGUCAACGGGCCCGUCCGACACUCCCGAAUCCCUCGACCUCGACCUCAUCAACGAAGAACCCAAUGAGCUGCGCGUGCAUACCCCCCCUCCUCGACUCGCCGCCCGAUUCUAUCGCCCGACCACCAACCGUCGCAAGUCGUCCGCCGCCUCCUCUCGUCGCAACUCAGUCUCCUCCGCACACUCUCACCAGUCGCAACUGUCCGGCCGUCAUGGAGGGCCGCAGAGCAACUACAUCGCCCAGCACCUGCGCCGCGCAUCCAUCAUCGAGGACCGGAAGGCCAGGCUGGCCGAUAGGGCGGCGCACGCGGAGAAGGUGCGCCUGAGGGCGGCGGUCGCGAAGGCCGCGCCGCGGAGUACCACGAACAGCGAGGAGAGGGCCCUGGCCGCGCAACAUGCCCGAGAGAAGAACCUGGCGGAGAUUGUCGCGUCGUGCGCGGAGGAGGUCAAGCGGGCCAAGGGCAUUGCGGAGAGCAUGAAGGAGAAGAGAGAGGCGGAGGGCAAGAAGUUGAGGAAGGAGAUGGAGGAGAGACUUGCCGAGGCCGAGAAGAGGCGAGAGGAGAUCCUCAAUCGCGCGCAGUCUUCGAAGAGGGGGCGCUCUCUGAGUCAGCCGCGGAAGAGCCUCUCACCCCUGCCCUCGGUCUGUGAGUCGAUCAGCGAGGAGGUGGCGGCUUCGAGGAUCCAACAGCAGUGGAGGAUCCAUCGCAAAGCGAAGGCGCUGAGAGAAUUUGCGUCUCUGGGUCUCACGAUUGACAGCGUCCGUGAAACCUCGUUUGAGGACGUGGUUGAUCUACUGGCGCAGGAGAAAGUGCUGGUCAGCACUGCACAGAUCCUGCGGAUCUGCGGGCUCAAGGAGGGGGAGACGGGCUCCGUCAAUGAGAUGACGGCCGUACGCACUUUCCUGGGCGCGUUUCUCAUCCUCGGGCACCCAACUCAAGUCCUGAGCGGCAAGGUGGAUAUUCGAGAGCCAGAGCAGGUGGGGGGAUCGCCGUCCAUGAGGAGAGAUGAUCUAGCUAAUCCACAGUUACAGGAGCUGGUAGCCAAGGCUCGAGAUCUGCUGAUCUCUUUUGAGAAUGUUCUAUCACGACUGAACCCGGCAAACAGCUACACCCCACCUCCGGGGCAGCUCUUGACCCUGUCCGAGGUCUACGCGACCUUUUUCAACGCUUUCAUUGCGUGGAAAGCUAGAGACUCGACGACCUUGAUCGAUAUGAUGGUCCUGCAGUUCGUGGAGCUGGACUCCAUCUGGCAAUCCGUCAAGGACAGCACCGAGGAGGCGGUCACUGCUUCGUACCGAGAUGGCAUUCGCGAGAAUCAGCUGAAGCUCAUGGUGCGAAUCAAGAGGCUGGCUGGUGCUCAGCAAGGUAAGAAGUUGAUUACGGAUGCUAUCCGGGAAGCGCGAAAGGUCCGGGGAGUCAAGAAGCCCGUUGGAGAUUCGCGCCCUCGAGCCGCCGAGUCUGUCGAGCCAGAACAACCCGUCCUGGCCGAUCUUGCAGCGUCCGAGAAACUAGUCGAUUCGCACUUGCAGACUCUCACGCCACCAGCCACGCCCCGAAAGUAUCAAAGUCCGCAUGCCGACGAGCUUCGGAUUGCCCGACCUAUCCUUCCUCCGAACAGGAUUGUAACGCACGAGGUUGCGCUCAACCGGGAGUAUCGGAUUGACGAAGAUGCUCUCCAGGAGAGAAACGCGAUCAUGCAAGCAGUCUUUGACAAGAUGCGCCAGGAGGUGGCGUCAGGGAACAGCGAUAUCUGGAUCCUAGCCAUGGCAGAGAACAUCAGGACGCGACUUCAACAGCUUCUCAAAGAAGGGAAUUCCAUGCACAAGCUCAUAGGCGAGGCCCUCGACAACGAGGUCGUAGCUACAGAGCUCCAGGCGGGGUCUUUCUCCUACGAGAAAUUCUUUUCCUUUAUGGCUUCGCUGCUUCCUCGGCUCUGUGCCCCGUUCCGUGACGCAGAGAUCAGAGAGAUCGUCGAGGAGAAGAUGCAGAGCGGAGACGUGGUCGACCGUCUCCAGGCCUUGAUGCACGGCAUCGACCUGAUGCAACUCGAUUACGCCAACUUCAUGUUACAACAAGCAGCCCCGGCUCUGGUCAAGAACGCCGCCGAGUACGAGGCGUCGAUCUUUGGCCAGAUCCUGGAGCAGACUUCUAGUGACCUACCGGCCACCGAGAAAGCGUGGAGGGAAGCCCGGACGAAGGUGGUGGCCGAGCAUGCGCGAAGAGACCCCGAGAUGGUCCACUUGGCUCGAGCCCGCCCUACCCCUGAAAAGAUGUACAUACAGAUGCUUGUCGACGUCUUUACUACCCUCGACUACUCCAGCCCUAUCCCAGAGACUCUAGAGCUGGACUCUAAGCGGAUCACCCGGAUCCGAGGCGACAUCCUGCGUAUCGUCACCUGCGGUGCGAUCCUGCUCCAAUGCAAGAACAUGCUGAAGCGAGACGUCCGCAGCCAGUGGAAAACGGAAGCAAGCCGCAUCUUCUCCGUGCUCGAGAACGCCAAGGAGCCCGAACAGGCCCGUCACGGUAUCCAAGCGGCCCUCGAGUCCUCGCGCAGCAUGCCCGCCGCGACCAAGAACCACAUCAGGGAUCUCGUCCUCCGCAUCGUCACCACCUCGGCCGCCAUCUCCUCGGGGACCACGGAGCUCCGCGAUCCCGUGACGCGAUUGCUGAUGACGAGGCUGCGAGGCCACAUCUUGAGUCGGCUGGCGGCUCACACGGAGAAGGAGAGGGUCAAGAGCGCGAGUACCGCCAGUGAGAAGCUCGCGAGUCUCGGCCUGCCCGAGUUUGUGCACAAGGUCGGUGCGAUUGUGGAGGAGAUGGGGCGGGUGGGAGCACUGGAUCGGCAGAGUCACGGGGUGUGGUAUGAGGGGAUCGCUCAGCAGGUGGAGGAGGAAUCGGAGGCAGCGUAG
Messenger RNA from Drepanopeziza brunnea f. sp. 'multigermtubi' MB_m1, 2955 nucleotides. RefSeq lists its product as uncharacterized. The record is from RefSeq and is a predicted model, not a curated record. NCBI's taxonomy places the organism in Eukaryota, Fungi, Ascomycota, Leotiomycetes, Helotiales, Drepanopezizaceae.